UCAAAGAGUGGGCGGAGCGGAGCGGCAGCACAACAGGAGCAAACACAUCAGAUACCUUCGCUUACGUAUAAUGGCCGCUGGCUCGAGCUCCGUGAGGAUUCUCAUUAAAGGCGGGCGGGUCGUUAAUGAUGAUGUUACUCAGGAGGCGGAUGUUUACAUCGAGAGCGGGCUCAUCCAGCAGGUGGGGUGGGAUCUGGUGGUUCCGGGCGGAGCCAAAGUGAUUGACGCGUCCGGGAAGCUGGUGAUUCCAGGCGGCAUCGACUCCAGCGUUCACCUGCAGCAGACCUUCAUGAACGCAAACACACAGGACGACUUCUACAGCGGCACCAAGGCGGCGCUGUUGGGCGGCUCGACGAUGGUGAUCGCUCACGUUCUGCCCGAGAGAGACGCGUCGCUGCUGGAGGAGUUUGAGAAGAUCCGCGCUCACGCCGACGCAGAAGCCUGCUGCGAUUACGCGCUGCACGUGGGCGUCACCUGGUGGGGACCGAAGGUGCGCAGGGAGAUGGAGGUGUUGGUGGGAGAGAAAGGCGUUAACUCCUUCCAGAUGUUCAUGGCGUAUAAAGAUGUGCUGAUGCUGAAGGACUCGGAGCUCUAUCAGGCGAUGCACACCUGUAAGAACAUCGGAGCCGUCGCUCGCGUCCACGCCGAAAACGGAGAACUGGUGCACGAGGCUCACUGUCCAGUGUACUUGGUGAAUGUCUCCAGUGUGUCUGCUGCUGAUGUCAUCGCUGCCGCUCGGAUGCAGGGCAAGGUGGUUCACGCCGAGACCACACUGGCUCAUUCGGCGCUGAGCGGCAUGCAUUACUAUCAUCAGGACUGGGCUCAUGCCGCCGCCCACGUCAUAGCUCCGCCCCUCCGGCUCGACCCCAGCACCCCCGACUGCCUGCUGGGCCUGCUGGGCAAUGACAUCAUCAACGUGGUGGCGUCGGAUCACCGCGCGUUCAACACCAAGCAGAAGGCCAUGGGGAAGGAAGACUUCACCAAGAUCCCUCACGGAGCGGCCGGCGUGGAGGACCGCAUGAGCGUCAUCUGGGAAAGAGGAGUGGUCGCUGGUAAGAUGGAUGAGAAUCGUUUUGUGGCCGUGACAAGCUCGAAUGCGGCUAAGAUCUAUAAUCUGUACCCGCGGAAGGGCCGCAUUGUCCCGGGAGCGGACGCUGAUGUGGUGGUGUGGGACCCGGAUGCCAGCCGGACGAUCUCGGCGAGCUCUCAGGUUCAGGGUGGAGACUUUAACCUGUAUGAGGGCCAGCGCUGUCGCGGCAUCCCGCUGGUGACCAUCAGCCGUGGUCGUCUGGUGUGUGAGAGCGGCGUGUUCACCUGCGCUCAGGGCUCCGGGAGGUUCUACCCCAUGCGAUCCUUCCCGGAUUUCCUCUACAAGAAGAUGGUCCAGAGAGAGAAGACUCAGAGGCUGCGCGGCGUGGAUCGAGCGCCGUAUUCGGGCGACAUCGCCGCCGUAAACAACUCUAUCAGGAAGGAAUCCGCCUCUCCGGAGGGCGAUGUUCCCAUGCGGGCGUCCACGCGACACGUGGGCGUACGAGACCUGCACGAGUCCAGCUUCAGCCUGUCAGGAGCUCAAGUGGACGAUCACAUUCCUAAGAGAUCCUCGGCCAGAAUUCUGGCUCCACCUGGUGGACGUUCCAGUGGCAUCUGGUAACCGUGGAAACCGCAGAACCGUCUCCACGGCGACCGCUUCAUGUCCUCCUACGCAUGUGAUUGAAACUAUUAAAUAUCGCUGUAAACGAAGAACUGGAUCGAAUCGCAGUCAGCGUCGCAUACAAAGUGCCAAUUCAGCUGAACUCAAACUGUGCCGCAUUACGAUAAAACCACCUAAAAACCAUUAUAUACUCGUAUUUCCUGCUUUUGUGAAACUAAACAAAAAAAAAAAAAGUUUCAUUGACUUCCAUAGUGUUUUAAGCGAACAAAAAUAUGUCCCAGGAACGUUUUGCUAGCGUUUCUGUAACGUUAUGAAAACAUAACUGAAUGUUCUCUGAACGUUUCGUUUUUUUAAAUAUUUAAAAACAUUUUCU
Messenger RNA from Sinocyclocheilus anshuiensis, 2024 nucleotides. It is a transcript of the gene dpysl5b, whose product is annotated as dihydropyrimidinase like 5b. The coding region runs from base 71 to 1651 and encodes 526 amino acids. Gene Ontology annotation, cellular component: cytosol; cytoplasm. The record is from RefSeq and is a predicted model, not a curated record. Lineage: Eukaryota; Metazoa; Chordata; Actinopteri; Cypriniformes; Cyprinidae. The transcript is spliced from 11 exons. Gene Ontology annotation, molecular function: hydrolase activity, acting on carbon-nitrogen (but not peptide) bonds, in cyclic amides.